AUGCGGAUUCACCAAGAACAACGGAACAGAAACUCAUCUGACAUGAUCUGUCGAUAUCUCGGGUUCGAAGGCGCGUUUGCCACUGUAAGUGGAGGGCAAUACGAUGCCUCGUCCAUAGACGCCGAUGCCGAAGCUGCAGCAGUGAUAUGUCCACCUAAUACCACAAGUAUUACCGACUGCUGGCAUAAUGAGACGAUGGAGACUGUGAAUGAGGAGAACAUAGCAGUGGUCUGCUGUCCGGGACUCAUGUGUAAUCCACUCGGUGAUCCACUUGGACUUGAAAGAGGUACUAUUCCUGACUCUGCUAUCACUUCUUCUGGUUGCCAUGAUUCGGAAUCCAUUUGCACUCAGUAUGCCCGACUCAACGGCCCAUCUGCUUGGGUCCCAAGUCAGGCAAACCCCAAGUGGCUCGACGUCCAGUUUGAAUCAAGCUAUGUAGUAACCGGCAUCGCCACCCAAGGAAGACCAGGGUUUGAGCAUUGGACUCGGUCAUACACUAUCUCAUUUAGUACAAGCAGUGGGGAUCGGUAUAACUAUUUCAACGUGUAUUCCCGAGAAAUUCAGGUGUUUGGAGGAAAUAGCGAACAGUACAAAACCUCGACCCAUGUCUUCGUGGUACCAAUGUUGGCACGCUCUGUUCGGAUCCAUCCACAUAGCUACUCAUAUAUCGCUCUUCGGCUGGAGCUCUACGGGUAUGGACCUCUCAAUGAAUUCAUAGCGUCUAUGAACCGCGGUGUUCAGCUGGGCUGUACCCCUCCUGUCCUCGGAGAGGGGCUUGGUGUCGAAGAUGGUCGGAUACCGGACAGUAGUCUCACCUCUUCAUCCGUAUAUCAAAGCCAGAACCCCGAUGCCAUGGCAGCGUAUCGCGGAAGGCUGAAUGCCAUCGGAACAGAUGGCGAAACAACUGGGUGGACUGCGGCCCUCGAUGAUCAGGAUAAAUGGAUUAAGGUCGACCUAGGAAAGGAAUCCGUGGUUACCGGUGUCAUAACUCAAGGCGGUGAAAAUUACAUCCGAUGGUAUACAUCUCUCCAGAUUUCCUAUUCGGUAGACAACCAAGAAUGGACCUAUGCACUGGAAAAAGAAUGUGGAUCGCGCAGAACAUAUCCAGGGAACCUCGAUGGAAUUACUCCAUCGACGAAACUUUUUCCUAAACCAGUGGUAGCACGUUACAUCCGGUUGCAUCCUUUUUCAGGGUAUUACUUCGGUGGAAUGAGAUUCGAGAUACUCGGGGUGGUGAACUUCGGGUAG
Strongylocentrotus purpuratus (purple sea urchin) is the source of this 1248-nucleotide messenger RNA. Its product is annotated as lactadherin-like. The coding region runs from base 1 to 1248 and encodes 415 amino acids. The transcript has 7 exons. The record is from RefSeq and is a predicted model, not a curated record. Gene Ontology annotation, cellular component: membrane. Lineage: Eukaryota; Metazoa; Echinodermata; Echinoidea; Camarodonta; Strongylocentrotidae.